This is a messenger RNA of Plenodomus lingam JN3, 234 nucleotides long. The record is from RefSeq and is a predicted model, not a curated record. NCBI's taxonomy places the organism in Eukaryota, Fungi, Ascomycota, Dothideomycetes, Pleosporales, Leptosphaeriaceae.
AUGGUGCACUGUCAACUGUAUGGGGAUUUCGCGCCCACCGAAGACACUGAUCAUCCGGAAGAAACGAGAAACGAGAAAACGGUCGCUACCCACGCUGCGUGGGGGAGCAACGGCAUGGACGGGGGGGGUGCACACGCAGCUUCGUUUCAUCUCCGUCUUUCUCUCUGGCCUCGACAGGGCGAUUGGCAUAUCGUCUUCUCGAGUGAAGCAAGGCAAAGCAAACUAGAGGUAUAA